Messenger RNA from Penaeus indicus, 1269 nucleotides. RefSeq lists its product as uncharacterized. Bases 1 to 1269 code for a protein of 422 amino acids. The transcript has 8 exons. NCBI's taxonomy places the organism in Eukaryota, Metazoa, Arthropoda, Malacostraca, Decapoda, Penaeidae. The record is from RefSeq and is a predicted model, not a curated record.
AUGGCCCUCCGAGUGUGGCGGUUGUCAAGCCGCAUUUUCCCCGUCAUAUGGAUUGAUGUUAGCAACUUCAUGUCAUGUCAUCUCGCUCAAUUUCCCGUAGAAAAAAAUGUUUUUAGGAAUGCGUCCGGGUUUCAUUCGACGCACGUGACCAAGCCACCUGAGACGCCUCAACAGAUCACUGAGGAGAAAUCAUCAUCAUCAUCAUCAUCAUCAUCAUCAUCAUCAUCAUCAUCAUCAUCAUCAUCAUCAUCAUCAUCAUCAUCAUCAUCAUCAUCAUCAUCAUCAUCAUCAUCAUCAUCAUCAUCAUCAUCAUCAUCAUCAUCAUCAUCAUCAUCAUCAUCAUCAUCAUCAUCAUCAUCAUCAUCAUCAUCAUCAUCAUCAUCAUCAUCAUCAUCAUCAUCAUCAUCAUCAUCAUCAUCAUCAUCAUCAUCAUCAUCAUCAUCAUCAUCAUCAUCAUCAUCAUCAUCAUCAUCAUCAUCAUCAUCAUCAUCAUCAUCAUCAUCAUCAUCAUCAUCAUCAUCAUCAUCAUCAUCAUCAUCAUCAUCAUCAUCAUCAUCAUCAUCAUCAUCAUCAUCAUCAUCAUCAUCAUCAUCAUCAUCAUCAUCAUCAUCAUCAUCAUCAUCAUCAUCAUCAUCAUCAUCAUCAUCAUCAUCAUCAUCAUCAUCAUCAUCAUCAUCAUCAUCAUCAUCAUCAUCAUCAUCAUCAUCAUCAUCAUCAUCAUCAUCAUCAUCAUCAUCAUCAUCAUCAUCAUCAUCAUCAUCAUCAUCAUCAUCAUCAUCAUCAUCAUCAUCAUCAUCAUCAUCAUCAUCAUCAUCAUCAUCAUCAUCAUCAUCAUCAUCAUCAUCAUCAGUGUAUUGGAGAGCAGAUGGUGGGCCCGAUAUAUUAAAUUAUCGUGAAGGAGUUUCAUUGCACCGGAAGCUUGGCAAAAAUUUUCGAAACUUCACAACAGGAAACAUACAGCUGCGCUUUGAGGAUCAGGAGGGCGAAGCCAAAACCCUUCUGUUAUAUUCAAUGGCUCCUUCUCGAACCUCUGAUCAGGUGAGUGCAGGUGGACGCAGAGAAUUAGAGAUUCUAGCAUCAUCGGCCUCGUCCUCUCCCGAUCGACCUGCGAAAGGCACUAACCUCGUAUUCAGAGACACUUGGGACCAGCCGGAGAAGCUCGAGCGGGUCUGUGCGGGUGUCUGGCACAUGACCAGGCCAUCAUUCAUGCUCCUAGGCGAGGACAGGACCAGCCACAGCCUCAUCGCCUUCAUUAAGGAGCAAGUCUAA